AUGGCGUUCAUCGCGGCACGUCGGGCGUACCGCUGGCCUCCUCAUCUAGCACCUCCAGCCUUGCAACACCAAAUUCCCCGGCGAACGUUCACGGCUCCGUCUCGCUCGCGGGGACCCAUAACGGACUUCGCAGUCGCCGGACCCAACGCAAUCAUCGAGAGCCUACACAACACAGGACUUCCUUACUAUGCAGUGAUACCGCUGACUGCGGUUCUACUCCGCAGCACAUUCGUCUAUCACUUCUCCGGGAAGCCAGCUCGGAGGAAAGCUCAAAUUGGGAGCAACCUCAUCCCUCUUAUCCAGGCACGGUCGAAGAUGUUGUCCGACAGCCCUCGUGAAGUACGGAAAAUCCGCGGAUCAUCCGAAAACCCCGGGUUCUUGGGCGCAGUCUAUGUAAAUUUAUGGCGAAGAAUGCAAAUAUCAUGGCUCACAUAUCUGUCGAGGAGGAAGUACCUGAAAAUGUUCGCGUCUUCUGUGCCCUGGUGGGCAAUCAACUUUGGGGUACUGAUUACCUUUGCCGAGACGAUAAGGCUAAAGUGUGGGAAGCAAGAAGGGUUGUUGAGCAUGUUGUUGACUCCGCUCGAAAACCUCAGGAACAUGUUGAUGCGCGAACUCGCGCCGGCAGAGCCCGCUGCGGGAGAAAGGCCCGUUCGUUAUUUGGAGCAGCAGGCCCGCGAAAUGUGGGCUUACCUUGAGAGCAAGAGGACUCCUGUCCAGGAUGGCGAAAUCAUCGACCUCUCAAGCUCGCCAGCUUCAGCGGAUGCCGGUCUUCAAGCCGGUGCCGACAUUGACACGACAAGCCCCUACUUCGACGCGGCAAUGCAGACGGAAGGAUUCAGCUUCUGUACGGAUCUCACAGCCGCGGACCCGAGCGGCGUCCUGCCCGUCCUGACCGGCGUUGUCAUGCUCAUCCAAGUCUUCUUCCGACCCGACGUCAACGCACGACCCGUCGUACCUCCGAAGCCUACCUCCGCCGAGCCGGACCUUAUCACAUCUGAGUCGAGGUCGGUGCUCCGGCAGCUGUCCGAGAAGCCGAUGAGAUACGCAAAGCAGACGCCUUGGCUGCGGCAGUUCGGUUUCUAUGCCGCUUUGUUAUUCUGCUAUGUUUCAUUCCAUCUCCCUGCGGCUGUACUUUUAUACGUCAUUCCGAAUGUCGCGGUCGGCUGGCUGCAGGGUCGCUAUUUGGAUAUCAAGCGUCCGUUGAGACCGGCGAUCCAGAAGUGCAAGAGGCCCUUGCGUUAUCGGGCGAGGACGGAGAUCAACCUCUGA
Messenger RNA from Saxophila tyrrhenica, 1269 nucleotides. RefSeq lists its product as uncharacterized. Gene Ontology annotation, cellular component: mitochondrial inner membrane. The transcript is spliced from 2 exons. The record is from RefSeq and is a predicted model, not a curated record. Lineage: Eukaryota; Fungi; Ascomycota; Dothideomycetes; Mycosphaerellales; Extremaceae. Gene Ontology annotation, biological process: protein insertion into mitochondrial inner membrane from matrix. Bases 1 to 1269 code for a protein of 422 amino acids. Gene Ontology annotation, molecular function: membrane insertase activity.